This is a messenger RNA of Cladophialophora yegresii CBS 114405, 339 nucleotides long. RefSeq lists its product as uncharacterized. Lineage: Eukaryota; Fungi; Ascomycota; Eurotiomycetes; Chaetothyriales; Herpotrichiellaceae. The transcript has a single exon. The coding region runs from base 1 to 339 and encodes 112 amino acids. The record is from RefSeq and is a predicted model, not a curated record.
AUGCCUCAAGAAGUCACCCACCAAGAGCUCUCUCCUCAAGAUUCCACCUUCAUGUUCAUCCACGCCCUUCAAGAACAAUUGGCCAAGUCUGAUUUCGUGAGCGGCAUCAACAAAUCCAGGGACUUACCUGCACCGGCUUCCUCCUCGUCACAACCGUCACAAAACUCCUCAGCCCGGUAUCCGGCAUCUUCGUCGACGCAGACGAAUUCGAAGCGACUUCCUCCUUCGGUCUCGUCUUCAUCUUCAGGAAGCAGACCAUCCGGCAUUGCAAAAUGGACCGAUCCCGAUGCUCCGGGGGCAAGGAUAACGAGGCUCAAACCUCCGAAGCAGACAAAAUAA